AUGUCGAUGAUUGAUCGCUCCCAAACAGCUGAUGAUGACAACAUGAAACUUUCGUUUCUCUCAGCCGAGGAGCUCGAGCAAUUCGGCAAUGAUCCCAUGAUGAUCAAAAAAAAGGCUCAGGAAUAUAUUUCUAAAAUUGAAGAGGAGCUCUUGGAGUGCAGGGAGGAAUUGAAAACAGUGCAUCUAUCAAAUGAAUCUUUGUUGAACAAACUCGAGCAACAACAAAAUUCAAAGCUUGAGGAAUAUGAAUUACUCAAGGAGCGAAUAGAGCACUACAAAACCGAAGCUAAAAAUUAUCAAGACCAGAUUGAACACCUCACAAAGCAAGUCAAAGAUAGCGAAAGGCGAUGGCAUGAACAAAGAAAUGAAUUGGAACAAAUUAGCAGUGUGAACGAGGAACUCAAGGCUGAGAAAUUCCGAUUACUAUCUUCUGUCGAGAAAAAGACAAAGGAGAUUGAAGAUUUAAAUUCCCACAUCGAGUCACUCAAUCAAAAAAUUAAUGAACAAUAUAAGAUUAAACAUGAGCAAGAAGAAAAGAUUCAAGAAAUAUCUACAUCAGUACUACCUUUAAAGUAUUCUAUUGAAAAACUUCAACAAGAAAAAGAAUCAUUAGAAAAACAAAAUGCUUGGUUAAAUUCGGAACUUUCAUCAAAGCAAGAGCAAAUAACAAAGUUAAAAUCAGAGUACAUGUUGAAGCUGAACGAGCUAGAAAUACAAACCAAAACAAAGGAAGAUGUUAUCACCAAUCUAAAUGAAAAGAUAUCUCGCUUGGAGCAAUCAAAUAAGGAGUACAAUCACAAACUUCAACAAAAGAUUGAAGAAAUUCGUGAUCUCAAAAACUCUCACCUUCAAGAGUUGGAUGGGCUUAAUGAGGAGUUGACCAAUGAAAGAAGACUCUCUGAUUUAUAUAAAAAUAGGCAUGACGAUCUAGAAGAUCGAAUUAAAGACCUGGAGAAAAGCUUGUCGAAUGUAAAAGAGGCAAAACAACGACAAGAAAGCUCUUUUGAAGUGGAAAGAGAGUCUAUGAACGAACAAUUACGGCAAAGUAAGGAGAAAAUAGAAUCUCUUGAAGUAGAAAUUAGAAAAUAUCAGAAAGAUUUGGAGGAAAACAUUCAACUUCGUGCCUCUACGUUUGUCACUCAGGGAAUUAGUCCUAGCGACAUUUACACUAAAUUUGUGAAGGUCAGUGACGAACUUCUCAAAUCUAAGAAUGAAAAUAAGCGUUUGAAUGAGGUACUGUCCGGAAUUUUGAAAGACUUGGAGGAAAAAGCUCCAAUAAUGCAAGCACAAAGAGAAGAGUAUGAGCAACUGCGAUCGUCUUAUACGAUGUUGACAAAACAAAAGCAAGAUCUUAUCCAACAGACCGAAGCCGUCAAGGAUGAGCUGAUAAAUUUAAGAGCUGAAGCUGAGAAGUUGCGCAGAUCUUUGAAGACCGCAGAACAAGUGAAUCAAGAUCUUUCUCUUCAAGUUAGAACAUUAUUGAAGGAAGGUUACACCAAUUCUGAGUCUUCUUCCCGCCUUGAUGCCAAUGCUGUUAUAACCGAACGAUUAGUUCCAUUUGCUGAUAUUGACGAAUUGCAAAAGAGAAAUGUUGAGUUGUUGACAACAAUACGAGAAUUGGCAAGUCAAAAAGAGGAAGAAGCCAGACAUACUCAGGAAAUUAUGGCCACUGAAUUCCAAGAGAAAAUUCAAGUAGCACUAAAACAGGUGGAGGAUCUAAGAAGAGAGAGCCAAAGACAAAUGGAAAAAAUUCAAUCGCUAAUCAAGCAACGAGAUAUGUACAAAUCCUUACUCGACGAAAAGAGUACCCAAAACUCUACCAGUUUCAACGUAUCAAAUCCUCAGCAAAAAGAUAGCCAAGAUUCUAAGACUGUAGAGCAUCUCAAACUCAAGGAGGUACGAGAGCUUCAACAAGAGAUUCUAAAAGACAAGAAGUUACUUCAAGAUGAAAUUGCUGCAAAGAAUGAAAAAAUUACCAAACUUCACUCAAGUAUUGCCCGACUGACAUCAGAGGUAGAAUUCUUGAAAGAUAGCUCGCAGAAUAUGACAUUAGAGCGUGAUUCAACUAUGAGAGAAUUGAAUCGUAUUCGUUCUAUUAAUGACUCUUUGACAAAGACAAUUGAUGCCCUACAAACCAGUAUGGAUAGACAAAGAAUUAAUUAUGAAAGCAAGGACGAACAACUCAAACGUUUGGAGAAGGAAUUAAUCCAAACCAAAUCUGAAAAGCUAUACCAUGAACAGCGUUCUGAAAGGCUCAUCCUUGAGAUUGAUAAUCUGAAAUUACAUUUAUCACGUAAUGAAGAAUUUUACUCAAGCCUGCAAAAGAUACAAAUUGGACUUGAACAAAAAGACGAAAAUGAUAAGAAACGAGCUUUACAAGAAAUUGAAACCUGCAGAAUUGAGAUUUCUCAAUUAAGACAAUCACUUGAAGAUGAAAGACUACUUUCAAAAGAGCUCAGACUUCAAAUAGACCUGAAGGAACAAGAGCACAGAGAAAAGCUAGACGUUAAGACUGUGGAGUGCCAAAAAUUUAGAGAUGAAGUCACAAGGCUCAAGACAAAUUACGAGUUUGAACUUGACAAGACCUCUUCCCUUCAGCAAAAGUUAAACGCUGCUGAAGAACGCUUGAACAAAUUAAUAGAAAAGCAAAUGAUUGGAAUAAGCACAUCUGAGUCGACACCUACCAACAUUAACGAACUACAAGUGCAGUUCUCCAAAGUACAAAACGAAAAUGUCUACUUGAAAGAGUCUCUCGAAAAUGAAAAAGCAAAAUUGGAAACCAUGAAAGAACUUGCUGAAACUAAUGACAGGGCUUUAAAGGAUAUGACAGACGCAUUUGACAAGCUCAAACACUCUUCCGAAUCUAAGAUAUCUUCUCUUAAUCAACAAAUAGUAGCUCUCAAUGAAAAAAUUUAUGAGUAUGAGCAGGAAUUAAAACAAAGGAGAGAUGAAGUUGACAAUAUCAAGCAACAACUGGAUGAUAUGACAGAGCAAACCAAGAAAGAGAAACAAAUGGUUGAGACAGUUGACUCUGAAAAUAAGUUAAAUGCCGAGACAUACGAAAAACGAAUUGAAAUUUUGAAAGAAGACCUUAGGAGGCAUACUCAAUUUUGGAAGGACGCGCAGGAUAAGUAUGAACAAGAGCUUAUUCGUCAUGCAGCUACUAUUGAAGCAUUUAAAGAAAACAAAGAAGAGCUGAAUAAGGCGUAUGUUGCCAUAGAGGAAUCAAAAUCUACAGUUAAAACGCUAGAAUUGGAAUUGGAACGAAAAACUGCUAGCUUAUCUAAACACAAUGAAGAUCUUAUGAAGCAAACCGAGGAAUAUGAAAAGCGAGUUAAAGAUUUGGAACGUCAGCUCGAGUUAUCAUUCUCACGAGUAGAGAUAUUGAACAUUCAACUAAAGAAGAUACAAACAUCUACAGAUAUUGUACUGGGAUCAAGUAGUAACGAUCAAACCAAGGAAAUAUUGGAGCUUCAAGAAACCAUCACUUUCAUUCGAAGAGAAAAAGAAAUGUUAAAAUCAAAGCUUGCCAUUGCUGAGCAAGAGCUAAAGAACACUAAACAAAAGCUUGAGCAUGCAUUCAAAGAGCUUGCUCAAAUUCAAACAGAACUAAAGACGGAGAUUGAGAAAAAUCAACAACAGUCAAAAGAUCAAGACCGUACUGGCCAUAUCAUAGCAGAUUUGCAAGAGCAAGUACAAGUUUUCAAGGAAAGCAACAUGGCAUUGAGGCAACAAAAUGAACAGCUUACCCGCAUGCUGGAUCAAACUAGAGAAGAACUCAAAGAAGCCAGAAAGCAGUUGGCACCAUUAAGCCAACAUGUCAACGAACUGAAAAAAGAGAAAGAAAUACGUGAAGAAGAAAUUAAGUCUUUGCAAGAGGAUGUUAUCAAAUAUCAGAACAAGGCACAACACUUGGUAGAAAAGUUUAAACAAAUAGAUCCAGAUGUUCAUGAAAAGCUAAAACAAGAAAGUUCUAGACUAGAAAAAGAAUUACUGGAAAAGGUUGAAACUAUUGAGCAUCUUACUAAUCAACUCUCAUCUGCCAAAGAAGAAAUCUCAAAGCAAGUCACCUCUGUUAAGGAACACAAUCAGAAAUCACAAGACUGA
Messenger RNA from Naegleria lovaniensis, 4107 nucleotides. RefSeq lists its product as uncharacterized. NCBI's taxonomy places the organism in Eukaryota, Heterolobosea, Eutetramitea, Acrasida, Naegleriidae. Gene Ontology annotation, biological process: mRNA export from nucleus; protein import into nucleus. The transcript is spliced from 2 exons. Gene Ontology annotation, molecular function: structural constituent of nuclear pore. The coding region runs from base 1 to 4107 and encodes 1368 amino acids. Gene Ontology annotation, cellular component: nuclear pore. The record is from RefSeq and is a predicted model, not a curated record.